AUGAAGGGCAAGGUGGUGGAGCGGCCGCAGCACAUGCUGAUGCGGGUGGCCAUCGGGAUCCACAAGACCGACCUCGACGCGGCGGACGACUCGAUCGAGGGCAUCUUCGAGACGCUCAAGCUGUGCGCGCAGAUCUCCAAGUCGGCGGGCGGGAUCGGGCUCUCCGUGCACGACAUCCGCGCGCAGGGCUCCUACAUCAAGGGCUCGGGAGGCUCCUCCAACGGGCUGGUGCCGAUGCUGCGCGUGUUUGACAACACGGCGCGCUACGUCGACCAGGGCGGCGGCAAGCGCAAGGGCGCAUUCGCGUGCUACCUGGAGCCGUGGCACGCGGACAUCCUCUCCUUCCUCGACCUCAAGAAGAACCACGGCAAGGAGGAGCAGCGCGCGCGCGACCUCUUCUACGCGCUGUGGGUUUCGGACCUCUUCAUGAAGCGGGUCGAGGCCAACGGCGAGUGGUCGCUCUUCUGCCCCAACGAGGCGCCGCGGCUGUACGAAACGUGGGGCGAGGAGUUCGAGGGGCUGUACACCCAGUACGAGGCCGAGGGCAAGGCGCGGCACACGAUGCCCGCGCAGCAGCUCUGGUUCGCCAUCCUCGACUCGCAAAUCGAGACGGGUGUGCCGUACAUGCUCUACAAGGACUCGGCCAACCGCAAGUCCAACCAGCAGAACCUCGGCACGAUCCGCUGCUCGAACCUGUGCACCGAGAUCAUCGAGUACACCUCGCCGGACGAGGUCGCCGUCUGCAACCUCGCCUCGCUCGCGCUGCCCUCCUUCGUCGCCGACAAGGACACCUUCGACCACCAGAAGUUGUACGACGUCACGUACAUCGUGACGCGCAAUCUCAACCGCGUCAUCGACGCGAACUUCUACCCGGCGGUCGAGGCGGAGCGCUCGAACAUGAAGCACCGCCCGAUCGGGCUCGGCGUGCAGGGGCUGGCCGACGUCUUCAUCAAGAUGCGCCACCCCUUCGACUCGGACGAGGCGCGCGCCAUCAACCGCGAGAUCUUCGAGACGAUCUACUACGCCGCCCUCUGCUGCUCGUGCGACCUCGCCGCCAAGGAGGGCCACUAUGAGUCGUACCCCGGCAGCCCCGCCUCGAAGGGCACGCUGCAGUUCGACAUGUGGGGUGUCACGCCGACCAGCCGCUGGAACUGGGAGGAGCUCCGCAGCCGCAUCGCGCAGCACGGGCUGCGCAACUCGCUGCUGUGCGCGCCGAUGCCGACCGCGUCGACGGCGCAGAUCCUCGGCAACAACGAGUGCUUUGAGCCUUACACCUCCAACAUCUACACGCGCCGCGUGCUCGCCGGCGAGUUUGCCGUCGUGAACCAGCACCUGCUCAAGGACCUGAUGGAGCGCGACCUAGUGUGUCUCUCGGGUGUCGACCUGUGUUGUUCGGAUAAUUAA
Molecule: messenger RNA, 1404 nt
Organism: Emiliania huxleyi CCMP1516
Lineage: Eukaryota; Haptophyta; Isochrysidales; Noelaerhabdaceae
Exons: 4
Coding region: 1-1404 (467 amino acids)
Biological process (GO): deoxyribonucleotide biosynthetic process
Cellular component (GO): ribonucleoside-diphosphate reductase complex
Molecular function (GO): ribonucleoside-diphosphate reductase activity, thioredoxin disulfide as acceptor; ATP binding
Source: RefSeq, a predicted model, not a curated record